AUGAAGACCCUGGCCCUGCUUUUCCUGCUGUCUGCGGGUGCAGCCAGCGCUGCUGUCUUGCCCUGGGCCGUGUGGGGGCUUCGCAGCAUGAUCAAAUGCACCAUCCCAGACAGCCAUCCUCUGCUGGAAUUUUCUGACUACGGCUGCUACUGCGGCUUGGGAGGCAGUGGGACUCCAGUGGAUGCAGUUGACAGGUGCUGUCAAGUACAUGACAACUGCUACUCGCAGGCAAUGAAACUAGAAUUAUGCAGAUUCCUCGUGGACAACCCCUACACAAACUUGUACAGCUUCAGCUGCUCCAGCGGGCAGAUUACGUGUAACAGUGAGAACAACGAGUGCGAGAUGUUCAUCUGCAACUGCGACCGCGCCGCUGCCAUGUGCUUUGCCAAGGCGCCCUACAAUCCCGACCACAGCAGGCUGGACACCGAGAAAUACUGCAGCUAGUCGUCGUCGUCGUCGUCGUCGUCGUCGUCGUCGUCGUCGUC
Gymnogyps californianus (California condor) is the source of this 485-nucleotide messenger RNA. RefSeq names its product phospholipase A2 group IB (gene PLA2G1B). The transcript has 4 exons. Lineage: Eukaryota; Metazoa; Chordata; Aves; Accipitriformes; Cathartidae. Gene Ontology annotation, biological process: phospholipid metabolic process; arachidonate secretion; lipid catabolic process. Gene Ontology annotation, molecular function: signaling receptor binding; phospholipid binding; calcium ion binding. Bases 1 to 444 code for a protein of 147 amino acids. The record is from RefSeq and is a predicted model, not a curated record.